GUGGCAUCUGGAGGUGAGUGGUUGUUCGUGGUUAUGCACAGAAUAGAAUCCGUCGAUUUCUUUACCGAAACGCUAACAUCGAACGUCAGAGUUAACCAGUAAAAAAGUCUCGCUAAAAGAUCAAUCAUGGGAAAGGAAAAGAUUCAUAUCAACAUUGUCGUCAUUGGACACGUCGACUCUGGUAAGUCGACCACUACUGGCCAUUUGAUCUACAAAUGUGGAGGUAUCGACAAACGUACCAUCGAAAAGUUCGAGAAGGAAGCCCAGGAAAUGGGAAAAGGUUCCUUCAAGUAUGCUUGGGUAUUGGACAAGCUGAAGGCUGAACGUGAACGUGGUAUUACGAUCGAUAUCGCUCUGUGGAAAUUCGAAACUUCCAAAUACUAUGUUACCAUUAUUGACGCGCCUGGGCACAGAGAUUUCAUUAAGAACAUGAUUACUGGAACCUCGCAGGCUGACUGCGCCGUAUUGAUUGUUGCUGCCGGUACCGGCGAGUUUGAAGCUGGUAUUUCAAAGAAUGGACAAACCCGUGAGCAUGCUCUGCUCGCUUUUACCCUUGGUGUGAAGCAGCUGAUUGUUGGUGUUAACAAGAUGGACUCUACUGAGCCGCCGUACUCCGAGUCUCGAUUCGAAGAAAUUAAGAAGGAAGUGUCAUCUUACAUUAAGAAGAUCGGUUACAAUCCCGCUGCUGUUGCAUUUGUGCCGAUUUCCGGUUGGCACGGAGAUAACAUGCUUGAGGUUUCUUCCAAGAUGUCUUGGUUCAAGGGAUGGACUGUCGAGCGUAAGGAAGGUAAAGUCGAAGGAAAGUGCCUUAUUGAAGCGCUCGAUGCCAUCCUUCCGCCUACCAGGCCUACGGACAAGGCUCUCCGUCUUCCCCUUCAGGACGUCUACAAAAUUGGUGGUAUCGGAACUGUGCCAGUCGGUCGUGUCGAAACUGGUGUGCUGAAACCAGGCAUGGUCGUCACGUUCGCUCCCGCAGGUCUGACCACUGAAGUCAAGUCAGUCGAGAUGCACCACGAAGCUUUGCAAGAGGCUGUACCUGGUGACAACGUCGGUUUCAACGUGAAGAACGUCGCCGUCAAGGAAUUGCGUCGUGGUUACGUAGCUGGUGACUCCAAGAACAAUCCACCCAAGGGUGCUGCUGACUUCACCGCACAGGUCAUUGUUCUGAACCACCCUGGACAGAUUUGCAACGGAUACACACCAGUGUUGGAUUGUCACACUGCGCAUAUCGCGUGCAAAUUCGCUGAAAUCAAAGAGAAGUGCGACCGUCGUAACGGAAAAACAACCGAGGAGAAUCCAAAAUCCAUCAAGUCUGGGGAUGCUGCUAUUGUCGUGCUCGUUCCGAGCAAGCCAAUGUGUGUCGAGGCUUUCCAAGAAUUCCCGCCUCUGGGACGUUUCGCCGUUCGUGACAUGCGUCAAACGGUGGCUGUAGGUGUCAUCAAAGCCGUCAAUUUCAAGGACGCUUCUGGUGGCAAGGUCACCAAGGCUGCCGAGAAGGCCCAGAAAAAGAAAUAACUAGUUUCCGUACAUGUGUAUCGCCAGAUGGGUUUCGGCGUAUAGUAGCCGAAGUAGUUUACCUCCUUUCUUCACGUUGCUCGCGCGAGAACAACAUUAUGUUGUUGCCAUUGGAGACUGCAAUAUUUUCUACGAAAUCUCGGUUUAUAAUUAAGGAUGAUAGAAUCGGUAAAGAAUCGCGACGACUGGCAUUUUACGUGCAUGUAAUUGCAGAAACGCCAUAUUUUUUUGAUAUUCGUAUAUUCCAUUUGUCUAAAUGGUUACUCCGUCACUUUUCUCACCGUAAGGAAUUUCGUAGGAAAGGCACGCGGGUUGAUAAUGGUUCGCGAACACGUGUUACCCUCUUGAUUGCGGGUUCCGUGAGAAAAGAAAGUGAACUAUGGAAAGCCACUUAUAACAUCUGUCUCACAAGAACAUCAACAAACAUCAUAAUUUAGCUCGGCUUAAUUAUAUUUUCUAAUUAUUAUACGGAAAUAAAAUCCUAUAUCUGCGAUAUUCGAGAAACAUCUCAUUAUUAUUUUUUUGCCGUCAUUAUUAUUGAUUAAUCAUCGCCAUCCUUGUCGCAUAAAAUGCUUUACACCUUCAAAAGUUGUCGUCUGUAGUAGAACAAUUGAAACGGUUUUUUAAAUUUUUAUCUAAUUACGAAUCGGAAUACAUCGAUACAGACCGUGGGAGAAAGAACGAACAUUGGUAGUUCCAGCACAAGAAUUUACUUGGGAGACGGGACCUGUUUUUUAUUAAUUUCCAAUUACCUGAGUAGGUAAGGAAUUGAACUACACUUUGAAGUAUAUAUACACACUUUUCUACGAUAUAUAUAUAUAUAUAUUUGACUUUUUACAUAUUUUCCUUUUACACGUUCUACAUUGAGAAAAGUACAUACGUGCGGAGUUAUCAUUGCCGUCUGCAAUGGUUUCUGUACUUUUUAGCCGCGAUUUUUCGAUUGGAAUUGGUUAGCAACGGUUUUCUGUACAUACAUAUAAAUAACGAUAAUAAUGAAUAAAAAUGAAGGAACUACGGAAA
Molecule: messenger RNA, 2535 nt
Organism: Ceratina calcarata
Lineage: Eukaryota; Metazoa; Arthropoda; Insecta; Hymenoptera; Apidae
Gene: EF1a-F2
Product: elongation factor 1-alpha F2
Exons: 5
Coding region: 127-1515 (462 amino acids)
Biological process (GO): translational elongation
Molecular function (GO): translation elongation factor activity; GTP binding; GTPase activity
Source: RefSeq, a predicted model, not a curated record